Messenger RNA from Soboliphyme baturini, 312 nucleotides. The record is from the annotation of a GenBank genome assembly. NCBI's taxonomy places the organism in Eukaryota, Metazoa, Nematoda, Enoplea, Dioctophymatida, Soboliphymatidae.
AUGGAGGAAUCGCGGGUCAGGGCAUCGGUGGAAAAAUACUUACUUAUGCACCCUGCUUAUGUUCGACAUUUGUACGAAACGGACGAGCAUCGACAUAUGGACCUGAGUGGUUUGAAAUGCGUGCUACGCCGGUUUUUCGAGCGCGGAUGCUUCAACAAUGGUUUUGUCGCCAGCAGGGAUUUUGCCAUUCUCAAUCGCAUGAUUUACAGACUGUCCGGGCCGUACCGAAGGCACAAGUUCUAUCAGUACGUGAAAUCGUUAGACAAAAUUCGACGCAAAAUCGAACAACUGCGGUGCUAUGAUGUAAGUUGA